Molecule: messenger RNA, 2850 nt
Organism: Paramuricea clavata
Lineage: Eukaryota; Metazoa; Cnidaria; Anthozoa; Malacalcyonacea; Plexauridae
Source: the annotation of a GenBank genome assembly
AUGACCUUAUCAUGUGCAGAUUUAAGAUGGCCUGAGCUAUUUCAGAUAAUUGCAAGAACAAAAGGCAACAAUAUAACAAAUGAAGCAGUAGAGGCUCUGUCGUAUCAUGAGCGAUGCUCAAUGUUAAAUUUAAAUCCAGUUAUGGUAGCUAAACAUUUCCAGUAUCGAGUCGAAACAUUUUUCAGGGACGUUUUGCUCUCAAAUGCAAACCCAAUUGGUAAGAUAGUGUAUUAUGCACUCCGUAUCGAAUUUCAAAUGAGAGGUUCACCACAUUUGCACGCCUUAAUAUGGACAUCUGAUUGCCCAGAAUUAACGAACGAUACAAAAGAUGCAUACAUAGAUUACAUUGACCAACAUGUACAAGCAUACCUCCCAGACAAAGAAACAGAUCCUCAACUUUAUGACUUGGUAAAAACAUACCAGACACAUAAUCACAGUAAAACCUGUAGAAAAUAUAAGAAUGUUACAUGUAGAUUUAACUUUGGACAGUUUUUUACUGACAGAACAAUUGUUGCUGAACCAUUGGGUGAAGAUAUGGAUGAUGAGAUUAAAUCUAAUAUUCUAACCAGACGAAAGGAAAUUUUGUCUAAAGUUAAACAAAAAAUUAACGAUGUGCUAAACCCAAGCAAACCUACUUAUGACCCGCUUGCAAUUCCAAUUGACAUUCUAAAUGAAAUAGAUAUUACAGAACAAGACUAUCAAUGGGCUUUAUCAAUAUCUCCAGAUUCUGACCAUGAAUUGCACCUGAAACGACCAAUAGACAGUUGUUUUAUCAACAAUUACUUUAUUGUUGGGUUAAAAGGCUUUGCUGCAAAUGUUGACUUGCAACCAGUGUUUAAUCAUUACAAGUGUAUCACAUACGUUUGUUCUUACUUCACAAAGGAUGAAACUGAAUGUUCUCAAGCCAUAAUAAAUGCAGCAAAAGAGGCUAAAGAAGCUAACUUGAGUGUAAGAGAUGGCCUGAGAAAAAUAGGUGCAGCUUUUCUAUCGACUCGUGAAGUCAGUGCUCAAGAAUGCGUGUAUAGAUGUAUGCCUGAACUCUGGUUAAGAAAAAUAUUCCCGAAAACUCUCUUUGUUAGCACGGAUUUUGCUGAAAAUCGCGUUAGAUUUGCGAAGAAACAGCAAGAACUUGAUGAGUUAGAUGAUGAUAGUACUGACAUUUUUAAGUCUAACAUUAUUGUCCGUUACAGUGACAGACCGAAAAAUAUUCCUGUCGUUAAUGAUAUGUGUUUAGCUUUAUUUGCUGCUCACUAUUUCAAAGAUUACAAAAGUGAUUUUAACGAAGUAUCUGAUUCUCAACCUGAAGUGUUAAGCGAUGACUUCAUUGAAUCUCAAAAUAUCGAAAAUCAUAACACUGGACUUCCCGAUCGAAUAAAACUUGUAAACAGUAAAGAGAUUAUGAAGUGCAGAAAAAUUAAAGCUGUCAUUCGAUAUCACACUCCAAACAAAAGAAAAGAGCCUGAAAAAUAUUUUCACCACCUUCUCAUGUUGUAUUUUCCGUGGCGUAACGAGCAGGAACUCUUUGGCGAAGACCAGACAUACAUAUCUAAGUUUUAUGAGCCAGAUGUUCAAGAAGUAGUACAACGCAACAAAGAAAUAUUUGAACCAGAUGGUGAUGCAAUUAAUGAAGCACUAGAAAGUUUACGAAACUUUGAUGGCGUACCAACUCACUCCUAUGAUCCAAUAAAUGACCAGGAAAAUGAAGAUUUGCGACAAAGUUUGCCUGACGAUUCUGAUGAAACCGAGUCCUUUAACGAAUCGUUGCCACAACAUCUUGCAUCAAAUCCUGAAUCAGUUCAACCAUCUUCUGGAAUAAGUUCUUAUAAUCAACCCUUAGAAAUCAGUGACGACGAUCUACGAAAAACUGUAAGAUCAUUAAACAACAAACAACGUUAUGCAUAUGACGUAGUUCUUUCCUGGUGUAGAAAUAAGAUGGCCAACCUAAACACACUUAAACCAUCUAAAGUAGAUCCAAUAAAUGUUUUUGUUACUGGAGGUGGAGGUGCAGGGAAAUCACACUUAAUUAAAGCUAUAUAUCAUACUGUUACAAAAACAUUUAGACAUGCUCCAAUGAAUCCUGAAUUACCUUCUGUAUUGCUAAUGGCUCCAACUGGUGUAGCUGCCAUAAAUAUCAACGGAACAACCGUAAACACUGCUCUAGCAAUUCCAAGAGAAUGUGGGAAUAAUGUACCUGCCAUGUCUGACCAGAGGAGAACUCAAAUGAGAUUGUCUUUGGCUGAGUUGAAACUAAUCAUAAUUGAUGAAAUAUCAGUGGUCUCAAACAUGGGUCUGCUGCAUAUUCACCAGAGAUUGAAAGAAAUAUUUGUUACACCUAAUAGUGAACUUUUUGCAGGAAUCAGUGUACUUGUUUUCGGAGAUUUCUUUCAGCUACCACCAAUUCGAAGCGCAACAACAUUUUCAAAUUAUAAGAAUGAUACAUUCAAUCUAUACCAUCCAUGGCAUGUCUUUAAAAUGGCAGAACUAACACAGAUCAUGAGACAAAAAGAUGACCUCGCCUUCACUCAACUAUUAAAUAGAGUGCGCACCGCUUCACAUACAGACGAUGACAUCAGGUGUAUUCAAUCCAGAACAAUAACUCCAGGGGAUGAAAAUUAUCCAUCGGAUGCAUUACAUAUUUUUGCAGAAAAUGCACCAGUAGAUGAGUACAAUAUUGAUCGCCUACAACAAAUCCAAUCACCGCAGUACGUUUUAGAAGCUUUAGAUCAAUUCCCACCUCAUGUUAGAAAACAGGAUAUCGAAAGAGUGUUGUCUAAAGGAAGAUCCGAAACUGGAGGGCUUGACACUAAAAUCCUGAUCAAAGAAAAUGCGAGAAUUAUGCUCACAACCAAU